CUAUUCCCCCGAAUUGUCGUCAAACGAUUGGAACAAGGCACUUACCGCUUGGGGGGUAGGACUUUCGUUACUUCUUAAAGCUUCUGUUUCGGAAUUUGUUGAAGCAUUAUUAAGUAACAAGAGUUUACAAAAGUUUUUGAAAACUUUUUUUGCACUUCGUAAAAAAAUUUCUAACAAAAACAACAAGCCUAAUUUUGGAGAAAAUGUUCAACAAUUAGAAAUAGAUUUGGACAAAAAAGUUUUAAUGGUAUUAUUACCAAAAGCUUUGUAUCGAGAACAAUUGAUUACCGAGGGGCUUUUGCUUGCUUUGGUUUCAACUUAUGGAAAAUCAAAUCCUAACUAUACAAAAAAAAUAUUUGAAAGUAUAAUUAAUUUUGUGCCAGAAUUGAUACAAGAUCUUGAGAAACUUCCAGUUGUUAUAAUAAAAUAUGUAAAUGCUAUUGAGGAUAAAUUUGGAAAGAACCAAAUUGAACCGUUGGAAGAAGAGAAAACAUAA
Molecule: messenger RNA, 496 nt
Organism: Entrophospora sp. SA101
Lineage: Eukaryota; Fungi; Glomeromycota; Glomeromycetes; Entrophosporales; Entrophosporaceae
Source: the annotation of a GenBank genome assembly